UUCCGAACAGGCAGAAACACAUUUUCAUAUACACCCACGUCAAAAAAUGAUGUACAUCGGAUGCCUCGAUUGGCUGUGAUUACAAUACACAACAGUAAAUGUACACACAGCUCAUCUCGUCCAGCUUCGCUCCAUCAUCUCUCCUCCUGCCCCUGUCGUGCUUGUUGUAUACUGAAUUCGCUAGGACGAAGGAGCCAGUGGUCGCGUCGUGCGAAGACCCAUGUCGAAAUCUCUCCGUCACCGUGGGUGCGCUGCGUGCCUGUCAACUCGGAGACAGCCGUGCAUCUGGUCGACGCAGUCGCGGAUGUGGGACGUACCACGUGUUGAAUGGUACGCAUAUCCCGACUACUUGUUGCGCUAUGUGUGAGCUGUUCGCGGUCAGGCCAAGGGUCCGCGGGUCCACGGGCAGGCAGCGGGUCUGUUGGCAAGUGGGCGCACGGACGAGCGAGCGAUCACGUGGGCAAUCGCGUGGACGAGUGGGUGGUCAGCCGACCGAGCAGAGGAGAGCGCGGGCGAGGGGGUGCAUGCGAGGCUGCAUGCGAGAGCGCACGAGCAACAGGGCGCGGGCAAGACGACACGCGGGCGAGGCGACAGACAAGACAGCGCGCGGACGAGGCGACGGGUGAGCGAGACGACGGGUGAGCAAGACGACGGACAGACAAGACGUUGGGCAAGCGAGACAGCGGCUAGACGGCAGGAGACCGAGAUGAAGAGCGAGCGAGCCCGUGGGCGAGACGGACAGCGGGCGGGGAAGCGGGCGGGGAAGCGAGAUGGCGGGCCUAUGUGGCGGCGGGGCCGUGCGACGGGGAUAGGGUGAUGGCGGGGAAGCGAGACGGCGGGCCAGAAGAACAAUGGCCGAGCGAGACAGCAGGCAAACUGACGGGCAAGUCAGUGGGCGAG
This is a messenger RNA of Fomitopsis serialis, 900 nucleotides long. RefSeq lists its product as uncharacterized. The record is from RefSeq and is a predicted model, not a curated record. Bases 99 to 626 code for a protein of 175 amino acids. Lineage: Eukaryota; Fungi; Basidiomycota; Agaricomycetes; Polyporales; Fomitopsidaceae. The transcript has a single exon.